ACCGGUUCCGGACAGACACUGACUGGUCAUAAUUCAGGACGAUAAUACGAAUGUUUGCCCGACGACUUACGGUGAUCAAGAGAGUUUUACAGGCUGUCAAUACUGAAUCUGUAAGAUUUUGUCACAGUAGACCACAGCUUACCCAGUUUACCGACAUGAAGAUUCAGUUACUUCCUGCCCUUGAGGAUAACUACAUGUAUCUACUUAUUGACGAAGAAACAAAACAAUGUGCUGCUGUUGAUCCGGUAGAACCAGAAAAGGUACUAAAGGCAGUGGAGGAUGCUGGUGUUACUCUUACCAGUGUGCUUACAACACAUCAUCAUUGGGAUCAUGCAGGUGGAAAUGAAAAGUUUAUAGAUUUGAUGAAGAAAAGAGGACUGAAUGUGAAAGUGUUUGGUGGAGAUGACAGGAUAGGUGCCCUUUCUAAUAAAGUUAAACAUGGAGACAAAUUCAAGAUAGGCAGUUUAGACAUUGAGUGUCUAUUUACACCAUGUCAUACAUCAGGCCAUAUUUGUUACUAUGUAACCAGUUCAAAGGGAGACCAGCCUGCAGUAUUUACUGGUGACACAUUAUUCAUGGCUGGAUGUGGCAAAUUCUUUGAAGGAAGUCCAGCUCAAAUGUACAAAGCUUUGGUAGAAAUUCUGGCAAAGUUACCACUGAACACAAGAGUAUUUUGUGGUCAUGAGUACACAGUAAACAAUCUGAAGUUUGCUGCACAUGUAGAGCCUUCUAGUGAUGAAGUAAAGAGGAAAUUAGCAUGGGCAACUGCACAAAGAUCAAAAGGUCUUACAACAAUUCCCUCCACUAUUGAGGAUGAAUUAAAGUUCAAUCCAUUCAUGAGAGUCAAAGAGAGUAAUGUGCAAUCUCAUGUUGGUAAAAAAGAUCCAGUGGAAACAAUGGGAGCAUUGAGGGCAGAAAAAGAUAACUUCAAAGGGUGAUGUCGACAUCGUGCAAUACAUAAUUAGAAACAUUUAUUAUGAGUAACAACUGUACAUUAAAUGAAUAUAAACUUUUUAAUAGCA
This is a messenger RNA of Mytilus trossulus (common blue mussel), 1022 nucleotides long. Its product is annotated as hydroxyacylglutathione hydrolase, mitochondrial-like. The record is from RefSeq and is a predicted model, not a curated record. Lineage: Eukaryota; Metazoa; Mollusca; Bivalvia; Mytilida; Mytilidae. Gene Ontology annotation, molecular function: hydroxyacylglutathione hydrolase activity. The coding region runs from base 51 to 938 and encodes 295 amino acids. The transcript is spliced from 9 exons.